AAGAGCAGCUGCAGCUGUGGUCUAGGCAAAUCCGUACGCGCAUCGCAUACCGCGGCUAACAAAGUACAUUAGUACACACGCACAGUAGCGGUUCGUCGUCGUAGUCGACGCGUAGACAAUAAUAAUAAUAAUAAUAAUAUUAUAUUCUAUACAAAUAAAAUUCAUCAUUGGAACGGGGCCGACGCCGCCGCCGACGGAAGUAAGAAGAACUACUACUUAGAAACAUAUUAUUAAGAAGAAUAUUUUAUGGCUGGGUUCUCCUGUACUCGUUAACGUAACCGCGCCGACUACUCGACUCGCAUUUUCAUUUUUUUUUUUUUUUUUUACCAUUAAUUUUCUAAUAUUGAUAAGCAACUCGACUGUUACCCACUAUCUACAUUCUGUACCGUUACCGUCAUUGUCGUUUGUACACGAAAUUAAUAAUAAUAAUAAUAAUAAUAAUAAUAAUAAUAGUAAUAGUUUAUAGUAAUCAUUAAUCCGUAGUCUUCACACUUCAGCUUUCACUCUCGCCGCGUGAUAGUCCGUCGCCGAAAUCGCACAAGCGCCAACGAUCAGCAUUUAUCGCCGGACUAGACAGCACAGUUGCAGACGAACAGUGCGCAAAACUCGACCACCGCCGCUGCGAAUCGAACACGGACAGAUUUAUAGUAAAUUAUGAUUACCUCUACUCGCUUAUCAUCGCGAUUCACGGCAAUAUUACAGUAAUAGUUAACUAUAUUAGGUAGCAAUAAAUAUUUUCAAUACACACGUAGUACCUAUCGUACCUAUAAUACGUAGCCGCCAGUGUCAGUUUUCCACCUCCACCCACAGUCUACGCGAUCACAGAGGUGUGUGUGUGUGUAUGUGUGUGCGCGUGGAGUGAUUGCGAUUUGUGAGAAACAGUGUUAGUGUGCGUGAGUGCGCUUUAGCGUUACUUUACGUCCUAGUUCCGAUAACAUUUAAUUGAAUUUUCGGUGUGUUUUUCGUCUGCGCGAGACCAGUCCCGAGACUGCCACCUCCUCACUGCCGCCGUUGAAGUGCGUCGCCGAGCGUCACCAACUGCGAGUCCAGUGCGAGGUGCGAACGGAGUCUUUUAUUUUGCUUUUUUUCCGCCACCUCUUCCCUGUCGUGCCCAAGUCGAUCUUUGGGUUUACCACCCAUCCCUCUGUUGACAUGAUUUUCGUUGCUACGGUCGCGCGGGAAUGAGUGUGAGCUCGAUCAGUUCUACAAUAACCGCCUGACAAACCACGUCAACAGUCUUAUUGUAGACUCUCGCUGCUCCACUUCAAUGCCCACCACAUCAAACACAGAAUGAUGAACGGUGUACCAAAGAAACGUACCAACUUGCGCAUCAAAGCUUUCCCGAUGUCAAUGGAUGAUCAAUUAAUUGAUAAUAUUUGGGUGUUAUUGAAAAAUGCUAUUCAAGAAAUUCAAAAGAAAAACAAUUCUGGUCUAAGUUUUGAAGAACUGUACCGAAAUGCCUAUACCAUGGUAUUGCUGAAACAUGGUGAGAAAUUGUAUACUGGCAUGAAGGAAGCUGUAAUAAACCAUUUAGAAAAUAAGGUCAGAGAAGAUGUUCUAAAGGCAUUAAAUAACAAUUUUUUACAAGUUUUAAAUGUUGCUUGGAAUGACCAUCAAACUUCUAUGGUGAUGAUACGUGACAUAUUGAUGUACAUGGAUCGAGUUUAUGUUAAGCAUAAUGAAGUUGACAAUGUUUAUAAUUUGGGUCUCGUUUUGUUUCGUGAUCUAAUUGUUCGCUAUGGGUAUAUUCGUGAUCAUCUUCGGAUGACUCUGUUGAAUUUGAUAAGACUUGAAAGAAAAGGUGAAGUAGUUGAUCGAAUAGCCAUUAAAAAUGCAUGUCAAAUGUUAAUGAUUCUGGGAAUUACUGGGCGCAUUGUUUAUGAAGAAGAUUUUGAAAAACCAUUUUUGGAACAAUCUGCUGAAUUUUAUAAAAUGGAAAGUCAAAAGUUUUUAGAUGAAAACAGUGCAUGUAUUUAUAUUAGGAAAGUUGAAUCUAGAAUUAUAGAAGAAUCAGAUCGAGCAAAACAUUACCUAGAUGAUUCAACUGAAAGUCGAAUUGUUGAGGUUAUUGAAGUAGAACUAAUUAAAAGAAACAUGAAAACAAUUGUUGAGAUGGAAAAUUCUGGUGUUGUAUACAUGUUGAAGAACAACAAAAUUGAUGAUUUAGCAUGCAUGUACAAGUUAUUAUCUCGUGUUUCUGAAGGUUUAAAAACCAUGUCUGAUAGUGUUAGUUUGUAUCUACGGGAAUUAGGAAAAUCACUUGUGCAAGGAGAAGAUAUUAAUACUAAUGCAGUAAACUAUAUUCAGAGUUUGUUGGAUCUGAAAGACAGAUUUGAUUUUUUUUUGGUUCAUUCUUUUAACAAUGACAAGAUGUUUAAACAAAUGAUUGCUGCUGAUUUUGAAUAUUUUUUCAACAUCAAUUCUAAGUCACCAGAAUAUCUAUCUUUAUUUGUGGAUGAGAAAUUGAAAAAGGGAGUGCGUGGGUUAUCUGAAAAUGAUGUAGAGAUAGUCUUGGACAAAUCUAUGGUUAUUUUCCGCUUUCUUCAAGAAAAAGAUGUAUUUGAAAGGUAUUAUAAACAGCAUUUAGCCAAGAGAUUACUUUUAAAUAAAUCUGUCAGUAAUGACAAUGAAAAGAAUAUGAUCUCAAAACUCAAGACUGAGUGUGGCUGUCAAUUCACUUCAAAACUGGAAGGUAUGUUUAAAGAUAUGUCCAUAUCUAACACUAUAAUGGAAGAAUUUAAGGAAUACGCUGCUAAGUCUAAUAAUCCGUUUUUACAUGCUGUGGAUCUUACUGUGAGAGUAUUAACCACGGGGUUUUGGCCUACCCAUGCAUUAUCAAAAUGCAAUGUGCCGUUAGUUCCUAGGAGUGCUUUUGCAGAAUAUCGAAAAUUUUAUCUGGGGAAACAUAACGGACGACAACUAACAUUGCAACCACAACUUGGGUCAGCUGAUUUGAAUGCUGUAUUCUAUGGUUCAAGACGACCAGACAAUGAAUUAUCGACAAGUGUAUCAAUUUCAGCUAAUUCCCUCAGCUCAUCUUCCGUGCGAAAACACAUAAUUCAAGUGUCGACUUAUCAGAUGUGUAUUCUUUUAAUGUUCAAUACUCAUGAAAAAUUAACUUUUGAAGACAUACGAAGUGAAACUGAUAUUCCUGACAAAGAUUUGAUUAGAGCAUUACAAUCUUUAGCAUUAGGAAAACCCUCACAGCGUAUACUUUUGAAGACUCCCAAAUGUAAAGAAAUAGAAUUAUCUCAUGAAUUCUGUGUUAAUGAGUUAUUUACAUCGAAAUUGCAUAGAGUGAAAAUCCAAACAGUCGCAGCUAAAGGGGAAACUGAACCAGAAAGAAAAGAAACUAGAAGCAAGAUAGAUGAGGACCGUAAGCAUGAAAUUGAAGCUGCAAUUGUACGCGUUAUGAAAUCUCGGAAAAAAUUGAUUCAUAAUACACUUGUGUUGGAAGUUGUAGAACAACUCAAAGUCAGAUUCUUACCUUCUCCGGUUAUUAUCAAAAAAAGAAUUGAAGGACUGAUUGAAAGAGAAUACCUUGCAAGAUCAGCAGAAGAUAGGAAAACUUAUCUUUAUGUUGCAUAAAAUAUGUAUUUAAAAUUGUAUAUUAAGUCUUCCUAUGUAAAAAUUGACAACUGAAUAUUAUACUGGUGUUCACGCUAAGAUAUACCAUUUAUUAUUUCAGCAGGAUGGCCUUUAAUUGAAUUAAAGUCUUACAGACUUGGAUAAACAAUUUUUGUAUAAAGUUUUUUUUAUAUUACAAAAUUAACUAAUUUAGAGUAAAUUGAAUAAUUUGUUUAUCUGUUGGUAACACAUCUUUGUUUUACUCCAAUUUUAUUUUACUCAUUCAUACAACAAUAUAAAGAAUAAUUUAUGAUAACAAAAUUUAACUAGAAAUUUUUAAUUAAAGAUUUGGUUAUAUAUACAAUAGUAAUUAACCCUACACUGCAUAGUUUACAUUUGGCUACAUAAUGGUUUUAUUUGAAAAUAACGAUAUUUUUUUUAAAUACAAAAAAUCAUGCAGUAUAAGGUUAAUUUACAAAUUUGUGUACAAAUAGUAAUAUUUAACACCAUCGUUUUGUAAAAAAAAAAACUGGAAUUUUUCAUAAAGUUCAACUCUAAUAUUGUCAAUUUGGUAAUUUACACAUUUUGUGUAUAAAAAUUUGUCUGUCCGAAACUGUAGAAAUAAAAUGGUGUUGCUAACCAAUAAGGUCAGGUUAGUAGGAAUGUAAAUUUAAUGCUCCCGAAAUCCCUGUUUCAAUCUAAUAUUAUCCGCCUGAAAUAGUGGUACCUCUUAGCAUGACAACACAUGCACAUAUUAAAUUAGGGACCCAUUGUUCCUAUUAAAAAAAAAAAAAAAAAAUCAUAGGAGUAAAUGAACAAAUACUUAAUAGAUUCCUUAAUGUUUUUCAUAGAAAUGGAAUGUAUAUCGAGCAAUGUUAUAAAUGUGUAACAAAUAUACAGGUGCUACACGGUAUCUUAACUUGAUCCAGUGAUAAUUUCCAGUCACUAUUUACAAAAACCAACAAAAUAUUAAUCAUAAGUUUAAUGUGAUAAUGAUUGCUUUCAUCUAUGGUCUUCUUGUAUUGUAAGCAUAAAAUGUGUUUAUUCCAUUUUAAAUAUAUGUAUUAUCAAAUGAACUCGAAUUGUUGUUUAUUUCAGGACAAUCUUUAUUGCACAUAAAUAAAAUUAUAAAAUGUUUUUUUUUUCAUACUGAAAUAUAACCAAUAAUACUUUACUAGAUAAUGAUUAUUAUUGAUACAAAUAAAAUUUAUACAAUAUAUUGUAUAUAUUAUAAUUUUAUAUUUUUUUUUCUUUUGAGUACAUAUAAAUGAAUAAUUGUAUGAAAAAUUAACUUUUAAGUUAACGUGUAUCUAAUGAGCCAUUUUGGUAUUUAUAUGCAAACAAUUUUCUACAUUCCAUUUUUGGAGGAUUUCAGUAUAGUGAAACAUACACACUUUAUGUGUCUUACUAAAUCAUGAAAUUUUUGUUUUACAUUAAUAGUAAUUGUAUUGUUUAGUUUAAUUAAUAUAUAAUGUCCUAGAAAAUUUUUUUUUUGGUUUUUUAUUAACUAGCUAAUA
Molecule: messenger RNA, 5084 nt
Organism: Metopolophium dirhodum (rose-grain aphid)
Lineage: Eukaryota; Metazoa; Arthropoda; Insecta; Hemiptera; Aphididae
Product: cullin-3-B-like
Exons: 14
Coding region: 1291-3588 (765 amino acids)
Biological process (GO): ubiquitin-dependent protein catabolic process; protein ubiquitination
Cellular component (GO): Cul3-RING ubiquitin ligase complex
Molecular function (GO): ubiquitin protein ligase binding
Source: RefSeq, a predicted model, not a curated record